Molecule: messenger RNA, 2266 nt
Organism: Triplophysa rosa
Lineage: Eukaryota; Metazoa; Chordata; Actinopteri; Cypriniformes; Nemacheilidae
Product: tripartite motif-containing protein 16-like protein
Exons: 9
Coding region: 460-1869 (469 amino acids)
Molecular function (GO): protein binding
Source: RefSeq, a predicted model, not a curated record
CUGGAAUGCACCAAUCUAUGACGUCAUUGAUAGGUUGAACACCGCCUCCACAGAAAGAAUAUCAACGACUACUUCUCUAGCCCCGCCCACUGGUUCGCGCAUGACAGUACUGAAGUAACACAAGAAGCGCGGAACCAGAUAGAGCGAGCAAGCAAUAAACAUGCCGUUAAAGAUCGCAAAAUAUUGUGCAGUGCCUGGUUGUGAAAGAACACAGUUGCUGCAUAACCUUCCUUCGGAUUCCGAUAUUAGGAAUGCGUGGUUAAAGUUUAUGUUUAAAGACGUUCCAGCUCACAUGGGAAAAACAUGGAGCGUUUGAUCGUUUCAUUUCUCAGAGGGUUCAUUCGUGAAAAAGGCACAGAUCGACGCUGGAUUUGAGGAGAGACUAAAAUUAAAAAGCAGUGCUGUGCCGUCAAUAUUGAAUCCAAUAGGAGAAAUCUAUGAGUGAAUCAGUGAAGGAUUAUGGCGUCGGUUUCAGAGCAGCUUCUGGGCGCUCUGGAUGAAUUAGAUGCAGAUAAACUGAAGAGGUUUAAAUGGCACUUUAAGAGUUUCAAGAGAAUUUCAGCUUCUGAUUUGGAUAAGGCAGAUGCACCUGAUACAGUAGAUCUUAUGAUGAAGCGUUUUGGACCAGAAGAAGCUGUGAAGAUCACGGUGGACAUCCUGAGGAAGAUGAACCAAAACCAUGUGGCUGAGGAGUUGGAGAAAAAACAAAAGCAAGCUCAGGCUGAGGGCAGUACUGAGGCUCCUGUGCUUGCUGGAGCUGAAUCAAAACCAAUUGGGGACAAGAAAAUCAUACAAGAUUGGGACGACAUGAGGAUCGAUUUAAAGAUAACGCAGAGGAUGUUCCGGCUGAAAAUCCAGCAAAGAGAGAAAGAUCUUGAGCAGCUGAGAGAGGCUGUGAAAUCUUAUAAGUGCUCUGCGCAGACAGCAGUGGAGGACAGUGAGAAAAUGUUUACAGAGCUCAUCCGCACCAUUGAGAGAAGCAGCUCUGAAGUGACACAGAGGUUCAGAGAUCAGGAAAAGGCCGCAGUGAGUCGAGCUGAAGAAGGACUGGAGCAACUGGAGCAAGAGAUCAAUGAUCUGAGGAGGAGAGACGCUGAGCUGGAGCAGCUUUCACAAACACAGGAUCACAUCCAGUUCCUGCAGAGUUUCCAGUCUCUCUCAGCACCUCCCAAAUCAACAGAAGUACCCAACAUUCCCUUCAGUUCUUUCUUCUCUUUUGAUGGCCUGAAAGAAUCUAUCCGUCAGCUGACAGACAAACUGGAGGAUUUCUGCAAAGAAGAGAUCAAGAGCAUCUCUAACACAGUCACAUUCAACAACAUUGCUUCUAAGACCAGGAAUGAGCUCCAACAAUAUUACCAUCAGCUCACUCUAGAUCCUAACACAGCACAUAAUUGGCUCCAUCUUUCUGAGAGGAACAGAGUGAUUACUUUCGCUCAAAGAGAUGAGCCGUAUCCAUAUCAUCCAGAGAGAUUUGCCAGUAAUUAUCAGGUUUUGUGUAGAGAGAGUGUGUCGGGACGCUGUUACUGGGAGGUUGAGUGGAGUGGGAGUGUGUAUAUAGCAGUGGCAUAUAAGAGUAUCAGCAGGAAUGGAUGGGGUGAUGAGUGUUUCUUUGGAUAUAAUAAUAAAUCCUGGACUUUGUGGUGUAAUCCCUCCAAAGAUUACUUCAUACACAAUUGCGAAUCUACAUAUCUCCCUGUAGAGCCCAUCAGCAGUAGAAUAGGAGUGUAUGUGGAUCACAGUGCAGGAACUCUGUCCUUCUACAGCGUUUCUGACACAAUGAGCCUCAUCCACACAGUCCAGGCCAAAUUCACUCAGCCGCUCUAUCCUGGGUUUGGUAUUGAAAAUGGAUCAACAGUGAAACUGUGUUAAUGAAUCAGAAUAGACUGACGGGAGAUUCUACCCAUACUGCUUUGAGCUGCAUGAUAAAUCAGUAAAAGUGAGAUGUUAUAGAGAAUUUUCUCUUCAUUUCAUUAAUACUGCAGCUGAACGUCUGUCAGUGAAAUAACAUUCCAGAUUAAAUGUGUGUAAUAAAUCCUUAUAUAGACAGUAAGAUCAGUUUGUGUGCGUGUAGGUGUACUGGUAUUCAUCACUGUGUGGGGACCUAUAAUGUCCCCACAAAGAUAGUAAUACCAAUAUAUUUUGACCUUGUGGUGACAUUUUUAGGUCCCCGGCCAUGAGGGAAAACAGCUUAUAAAUAUGGAGCGAUUUUAGUCUCAUUAAUUAUUCACACAUAAAACACGAUGUACACUUGCGUAGCCAGUUUCAC